AUGGCCCACAUAUGUCAAAAUGCUGAUAUUUCACGAUAUUUACAUGUCCAUGAGCCGACUGUAAGGUAUUGGCUUGAAAGAUAUGAAACAACUGGUGAGGUGGAAGUUAUACAAAAAUCUGGUCGUAAACGGUGUACCACAGAAAAACAAGAUACAGCAAUUCAAUCAAUGGUAGCUCAACAUCCAACUGAAUCUCUAGAUCAAAUUGCAUUUAGAUUAUCAAAGAAAGGUAUAAAAGUUAGCCUAACAACAUUAAGAAGAAGAUUUAAAGAAGCUGGUGUACAAUCAAUGAAGCCAACUUCCAAGCCAUUGUUAACAAGUGAUCAUAUUCAAAAAAGACUCAAAUGGGCUAUUGAACAUAAAGAUGUUAACUGGAAUCAAGUCGUUUUUACAGAUGAGACUUCAUUUCAUAUGAAACAAGCGAUAAGACGUGUAUGGAAAAAGCGUGGUGAAAAUUAUUAUGUAUCAACAAUCAAACAUCCUAUCAAAAUUCACGCUUGGGGCUGUUUCAGUAACAAAGGAUUUGAAGAUAAUGAUCCAAAACAUACUUCAAAAAUAUGUAAAAGAUUUAAGGUCGACAAUGGUGUACAAUCAUUACCGUGGCCAUCGCAAUCACCAGACUGUAAUCCGAUCGAGAAUGUUUUGGCAUUAAUGAAGCUUAAAAUCAACAAACAACCACUUACAUCAAUGAAGAAUUUUAUGGCAAGAAUAAGAAAAGAGUGGAAAAAUUUACCUGUUGAUUUUGCUGCAAAAUUAGUCAACUCUAUGGAACAUAGAAUAUAA
Messenger RNA from Rotaria sp. Silwood2, 783 nucleotides. The record is from the annotation of a GenBank genome assembly. Lineage: Eukaryota; Metazoa; Rotifera; Eurotatoria; Philodinida; Philodinidae.